Drosophila ficusphila is the source of this 699-nucleotide messenger RNA. RefSeq lists its product as uncharacterized. The transcript has 2 exons. The record is from RefSeq and is a predicted model, not a curated record. Bases 1 to 699 code for a protein of 232 amino acids. Lineage: Eukaryota; Metazoa; Arthropoda; Insecta; Diptera; Drosophilidae.
AUGCCCAGAAUAAUUGCCAUUUGGCAUUCUGCUUUGGCCGGACGGAGGUUCCUGAUAUGCUGCUCGCGACCAGUGAACUUGACGACCGCUUUCUUCCUCCGGCUGGUCGAUGUUCAGGGACAACUGAUUCGACUGAAUCUGUUCCUGCGUUAUCGCCGGUCUCAACAAUCCUUCCCAGUUUCGGUCGCUCCUCUGUUGGUCAGACGGUGGCCCUUGUGGUGGAAAAUGCACUCCCCCAGGAAGACGUGGGACUGGUACCAUGCCUGGUGCUUGUUUUUAUGGCAUCCUACGAUCGACUGGCUGACUCGGGUUCGGCUGCUGAACUUUUUGCUUUAUCGGUGGAACGCCAGAAGUCGGCUGCUGCUGAGCUUGACCCGGACGGCUCUGACCCGAUGUUCGCUAUGCUGCGUUUUCUUUCAUAACUUCUCGCCGCCACUCCGACAUGCAGUCGUUUAUGUCUUUCAUAAAUUGCAUCAUGUCCUGCUGCAUCUGAUGCUUGAAUGCCUCGUACUCCAUGGACAUUCCCAUCUGGUUGAUAUCCGCUCGCCUCACCAGGACUCUCAUCUUGUAUUCCCGGAGGAAUAUGAUCUGACGACGACUCCAUGCCUUCAGGACGAGAUGUGUUUUCCAGUUGUUCUUCUCGGUUGGACUUUGGUCGAGUUAUUGGCGGACUCAUACCCACUGGUCCUCUGUUUUUAA